AUGCAUGGAUUUAUUUUGGCAAUUUUCGGACUUUUAAUUGUCGUUCAAGUGCAGUCCGCGUGCAUAAGAAGACAAGUUUUGGAUGAUAAAAUACAAUUUGUUGAUCAGAAUGACGAUAUGGAAUCGAUAAGAGAAAAGAUUCGUACGGAAAUGGAUCAAUAUAGAAGACUUAAGGAAAUGUCAUUAAAAAGUAAAAGUUCAAAAGCUACAACAACAACAACAGAAGCUUCAACAUUGUCACAUCUACUUGAAGACACUCCUGAAGAAGUUCCAGAAGAAUCUAGUUCCAAAGCAACAACGUCAACAUCAUCUUCAACUGUUCGACAUGUUCAUUUAAUUGGACAUGAAGAACUAAGUGUUGAUGUUCCUGAAGAAGCACCAGGGGAAGUCCUAGAAGAAUCUGAAAAUGGAGAGGAAAUGACAACAAUGGGAUUUAAAGAUUUGAAUAUCUUCGAUGUGCCAGUCCUUUGUAAAACAGGUUUUGUUCUAGUUGGCACACGAUGCAGGAAAUUAGCAAGAUAA
Messenger RNA from Chironomus riparius, 522 nucleotides. NCBI's taxonomy places the organism in Eukaryota, Metazoa, Arthropoda, Insecta, Diptera, Chironomidae. The record is from the annotation of a GenBank genome assembly.